This is a messenger RNA of Melitaea cinxia (Glanville fritillary), 3070 nucleotides long. It is a transcript of the gene Edem2, whose product is annotated as ER degradation-enhancing alpha-mannosidase-like protein 3. NCBI's taxonomy places the organism in Eukaryota, Metazoa, Arthropoda, Insecta, Lepidoptera, Nymphalidae. The transcript is spliced from 10 exons. Gene Ontology annotation, biological process: carbohydrate metabolic process; endoplasmic reticulum mannose trimming; mannose trimming involved in glycoprotein ERAD pathway. Bases 223 to 2796 code for a protein of 857 amino acids. Gene Ontology annotation, molecular function: calcium ion binding; mannosyl-oligosaccharide 1,2-alpha-mannosidase activity. Gene Ontology annotation, cellular component: endoplasmic reticulum; membrane. The record is from RefSeq and is a predicted model, not a curated record.
UGUAUAUUGCUGAACGAAUAUGAGAGUUUAGAUAGAUAACAAAUUCUCAUAAGAAGAAGUAAAACUGUUUUGUUUUAUAUUUCAUUCUAGUUUUUGCGAUGUAAAUCUUAAUUUUGGUCAAUGUUAAAUUUGUUGUGUCUGAGUUUAUUUUAUGCAAAUAUUAAAAUCUUUAAACUUGUGUGAGUUUAUGUUACGAGACCUAGUCAUUAAAAUUAUACUGAUAUGGAGAUAAUUCCAUGUUAUAGUAUAUUAUUAGUUUUUAUAUUUGCAAUUAUAUAUGUUAGAACUGAUGAAGAAGCUCCAUCGUAUAUGUCGAAAGCGGAGAGAAUAAGUCUGAGGGAGGAGGCACGUCAGAUGUUUUACCAUGCAUAUGAUGCUUAUAUGGACAAUGCGUAUCCAGCUGAUGAAUUAAUGCCUCUCAGUUGCAAAGGACGAUGGAGGGGAGUUACACCUAGUCGAGGGGAUAUGGAUGAUGUACUGGGAAAUUUUUCUCUUACACUAGUGGACAGCUUAGACACGUUGGUCGUAAUGGGCGACUUCUCGGAGUUUAGCCGAGCCAUCAAGCUGGUGAUCAAAGACGUCACGUUUGAUCACGAUAUCAUCGUUUCCGUGUUCGAGACGAACAUUCGCAUGCUUGGAGGAUUACUGUCGGCUCACGUUCUUGCUACUGCUUUGAAGAGCGAAGUUCCUGCCCUAGAAUGGUACGACGGUGAACUAUUAGCUAUGGCCGAGGACCUUGGCAGAAGAUUAUUACCAGCGUUCAAUACUUCCACUGGAAUACCACAUGGAAGGAUAAAUCUUCGUAACGGUAUGCGCGGCCUGUCCGAGUCUCGUGAGACGUGCACUGCCUGCGCUGGUACCAUGAUACUGGAAAUGGCAGCAUUGUCUCGUCUUACGGGAAAUCCCGUAUACGAACAAAAGGCCCACAAAGCUAUGGAUCGCCUUUGGAAAAUACGACACAGGACUUCCGAUUUAAUGGGCACAGUUAUAAAUAUUCACAAUGGAGACUGGGUGAGGAAGGACUCUGGUGUGGGAGCGGGUAUCGAUUCGUACUACGAAUACUGCCUUAAAGCUUACAUACUACUCGGAGAUGAGAAAUAUUUGUCCAGGUUCAUUAGACACUACAACGCCGUCAUGAAGUACAUAAGUAGAGGUCCUAUCAUGCUAGCUGUACACAUGCAUAGACCGCAUCUACAAUCACGUAAUUUCAUGGACGCCCUUCUCGCCUUCUGGCCCGGUUUGCAAGUUUUAUUGGGAGAUGUUCGUCCCGCUGUCGAAACUCAUGAAAUGUUGUAUCAAGUAAUGCAGCGUCAUACGUUCAUACCGGAGGCGUUUACUUCGGACUUCCAGGUCCACUGGGGUCAACAUCCGCUCCGCCCAGAGUUUCUAGAAUCAACUUACUUCCUCCACCGUGCGACUGGCGACGAUCAUUACCUUCAAGUCGGUAAAACAGUACUACGGGCUCUUCAAACUCAUACUAAAGUGCCCUGCGGUUAUGCGGCUGUGAACGAUGUAAGGACUAGACUGCACGAAGACAGGAUGGAUUCAUUCGUAAUUGCUGAAACAUUCAAGUACUUAUACAUGUUGUUUGGGGAAGAUAAAGACUUGCCAGUAAAGUUAGAAGACUACGUAUUGACAACUGAAGCCCAUUUUUUGCCGCUGUCCCUCGCGACUGACGGAAAAAACGGUUCCUAUUUGACUAUUAAGAUAGACGAUGAAGAUGAAGAUAAAUAUAAAAGAACGUGCCCAAACACAGCGUCCCUCGUAGCUGAGAAGGUUCGCCAGCCGAUGAGACAGAUGCUGGGUUCGAAGGCAGCGAGACCGCCAGCAAGGUUGCGACCUCUGAACGACCCGCGACAAAUACACGCACUGUCAGAUAUGGGCAUAUCAGUACUCACUUUACCUGAUGGCAGGGUGCAGUUGUUGUAUACUGUUAACACGGCAAAAUCAGCAAAGGAUGCGGCAGAAGGUCUAACUUUUAUGCGUGAGAUGUCUAAAUUUAAUUCACUCAGCGAUACAGAAAAUGGAGUAAUGGCUGCCGGUGUUAAGAUUAACGAUAAAAUAUUCCCAGCUGGGCCUGGUCAUUUUGGCAAAGACCUUACUGGACCCGCUUUGUAUUCAGGCAAACCAGUUUUCGUAACACCAGUAGACGCUUGUGCGACCAUUGAAAAUAGCAAAGAAGUAGCUGGAAAAUUCGCAAUAGCGAAGCGAGGUGAAUGCACAUUUGCUCAAAAAGUUCGAUUCAUGCAAGAAGCUGGAGCAAAGUUUGCCAUAAUUAUGGACAACGUUAAAGAUUCCUCGCAUGAAACGACCGCGCUUUUUGCCAUGUCCGGCGAUGGCAAGGACGAUAUUGAAAUACCCGCAGUUUUCCUUUUCUCACGAGAAGCAAUGUACUUAACGGAUGCCCUAAAUCAGGAUCCCGAACUUAUCGUAACCGUUGGUGAUCUAAGAUCUCUUAAACAGCAGUUCGAAGGCGGUUGCGAUAACGGAAACUGUGAACCUGUAACCGAUGCUCCUACCUUACCUAGUGAUAGAGAAUCAUUCGACCACCUCAAAAAAGUACUUAGCCAACUUGUUGCCCAAUUCGAAUUAUCAUUAUCGAGCGAAGACAGUGCUCAAAAAACAUGCAGUGAGGAACCCCAAGAUUUGUUUGUGUCUAAAGAUAAUGAAUUUGUAAAUGAAGAUGUUCAUAGUAGUAAAGUUUGUACAAAUGACUGUGAUGAAGAAGAGCAAAUCAGUGAAACUAACGAUGCAUACACAGCCCAGCCCGCUCAAAAUAAAUUUGGAGAUAUCUGACCGGACCCGCGGGCUUUGUACAAGGACCAUUUGUAUAUAAACUGGUAAACUUCCCUGUAAAAAGAUUGUACAUAUUAAAUAAGAUAAAUGUUGAAAAGUUUUCCUGCCUUGUACAAAUAUUGUAUCACGAUUUUUUUAUUUAUAUGCUGUCUAAAUGGGUUUAAAACAAUGUAAAAUUAUUAUAAAUAAAGUUAUCAAAUAAUUAAUGUUCAGUAGGUACUUCAAAAAUGUUAAGAAAACUUAUUUAAUAAGAUAUAUUAAAUAUUAUGGAAAA